GACUUCAUCUCUCCAGUAAGGGAUAUUUCCCGGCGUGCAUUUCGUGCAUUGCUCGUCAGCCAUAUUAGUCUUCAUGGCUUGUGCAUUGGUUGUUUAUGGAGAGUUUGUUUGUAUAUACGACUUGAGUGCAGUGGGAUUAUGUGAUUACCCUUGAUACUUGGAAUAAUGGAUAUAUCUCCCGGCCUGCACGACAGUCAAUCCACAGGUACACUGCAGAUGAACAAAAUGAUUGGACUUGAGUGCUUGUUGUCUUGGAGCAGUUGACAAGGGGCUCUAUGGCACCGAUAACUAUGGACAGGCUCAGGUGCCACACCCGGUCCACUCACAGGCACAACUCAGGCGCUCGCACACGCAUGAAAAACAAAUCGAUAACUGGAUCCACUGCGCACACAGAUGCAGUGCGGCUGGGCAGCUUCAGCAAGGGUGAUGCACUGCCGAAACGGGAGGAGCUACCCCACACUGCUGAUGGAUACGACACCCAAGGUGUUCUGCUGGUGCAACGGUGCCUGAUCGUGCGGCGGGAUGAGAAGGGCUAUGGUCUGACUGUCUCAGGCGAUAACCCUGUUUUUGUGCAGUCUGUCAAGCCAGGUGGGGCAGCGGCACGGGCAGGUGUCCACCAAGGUGACCGUAUCAUCAAAGUCAAUGGGACGUUAGUGACACAGUCCAACCACCAAGACGUAGUUCACCUUAUCAAGUCGGGAGCGCACGUGGCACUCACCCUGCUCGGACCGCCCUUUCCUCUGGUGUGGGUGGUGAGCGACCAAAACAACACUGCUGGGGGUGGAACCACCAGCACAGCACCUGCAGCCUCGCCACCCAGCCAGCCAGCCGCUAGUUUCAAAGCAUUCUUCAGAAACCCUGAGAAGCAACAGCAAUGCACAAACAUCUCGUACCUGACAAUCAAGAAGAUGCUGGAAAAAGAGCAGUCAUACCUGAUGGCACGACGACUGGUCGACAGCGGGGCGUGA
Messenger RNA from Rhipicephalus sanguineus (brown dog tick), 968 nucleotides. RefSeq names its product rho guanine nucleotide exchange factor 11-like. Gene Ontology annotation, molecular function: G protein-coupled receptor binding; guanyl-nucleotide exchange factor activity. The record is from RefSeq and is a predicted model, not a curated record. Gene Ontology annotation, cellular component: cytoplasm. Gene Ontology annotation, biological process: G protein-coupled receptor signaling pathway. NCBI's taxonomy places the organism in Eukaryota, Metazoa, Arthropoda, Arachnida, Ixodida, Ixodidae.